Messenger RNA from Branchiostoma floridae (Florida lancelet), 2226 nucleotides. Its product is annotated as Golgi to ER traffic protein 4 homolog. Bases 1 to 1128 code for a protein of 375 amino acids. Gene Ontology annotation, cellular component: BAT3 complex; cytosol. Gene Ontology annotation, molecular function: protein binding. NCBI's taxonomy places the organism in Eukaryota, Metazoa, Chordata, Leptocardii, Amphioxiformes, Branchiostomatidae. The transcript has 10 exons. Gene Ontology annotation, biological process: protein insertion into ER membrane. The record is from RefSeq and is a predicted model, not a curated record.
AUGGUGGUAUACAGCUCUGGUAUGCAACACCUGCAACAAAGUUUCAACAGUAACAUCCUGUCAAUAGCACAUGCAAAUAGUGUUAUUGACAGGAAAAGGCCAGUCACAGCUGUUGUGUGCUGCAGGACAUGGUGGUAUCCUCUGGAAGAAAGAAGCAAAAUGGCGACCAGUCAGAGAAAGAAAGGAGGGGUUCAACGAGUCGAGGGCAAGUUACGGGCUUGUAUCGAACGUGGAGACUACUAUGAAGCUCACCAGAUGUACAGAACACUUUAUUUUAGAUACUCUGCCCAAAAGAAAUACAGUGAAGCAUUAGAGCUGACAUAUUCUGGAGCAUCUCUUCUUCUGGAACACAAUCAGCUUUGCAGUGGUGCAGACUUAGCCAUGUUGUGGCUGGAGGUUCUAACCCAGGCCAAUAUACAUGUCAGCAAGGAAAACAUAGAUAGAGCAAUGAGCUUGUUUAAGGAUCUGGAAGCUGACUCUCCAGAGAGGAUAUCAUAUAUCAAUGCAGCGCUGAAGUGGACCAAAACUGUCCACCCUGACGAGACAUCCGGACACCCACAGCUGCACAACCAACUAGCUAUAGUCUUCUGGAAAGAAAAGAACUACAUCCAGUCUAGAUACCAUUUCCUGCACUGUUCCGAUGGGCAGGGCUGUGCCACCAUGCUGAUAGAACUGUCCCUACAACAGGGCUUCCCUAGUGAGGUGGACCUCUUCAUAGCUCAAACUGUUUUCCAAUACCUGUGCUUGAACAACAAGAGUACAGCAAAAGUCACCUACAUGACUUACACAGAAAGUCACCCACAGAUAGAGGAUGGACCUCCCUUUCAGAAGCCUCUCCUCAACUUUGUGUGGUACCUCCUACUUGCAGUGGAAGAUUGCCUGACAGGUGGUAGCAGUGGUAAGGUGACAGUAUUCUCUGUGUUAUGUGAUGUAUAUCAGCCGUCCAUCAGGAGGGACCCUUCAUACCUUCAGUACUUGGACAGAAUAGGGCAGCUGUUCUUUGGUCUUCCACCUCCCCAGCAGUCUGGUGGUUCAGGAUUGCUAGAUAAUUUGAUCCAAAGUUUCCUGCGGGGAGAAGAGGAGGACACCCCACCUCCAGCUCAACCAGAGGAAGAGGAUGUUGAUUAGAAUUAAGUUCUUACCAGACUCCUACAUGUGUAAACGUUUCAGCAAACUUACCUGACAGUGUAUCUAUUACUAUUAGUUUCUGCUGCAGAACAUUUGCAACAACUCCUUGAUUUUUUAAAGCUCAUUGUGUCAAAUCUUGGCACAGAAAUCAACACAGUUGAUUGUACUUGAAUAUUACUGUUAACUUAGUAAAUGCAUACUUUAGGGAUUGCAUGGACUACUCCCAAUUAAGAAUGUUUGAUUUAGUGACCCCCCCAUACGCAACCAAUACGGAAAUAGAUUUAAAGCUGGAGAUAGCCCUGAAGUAGAAGAACCAAACACACUUAUCGAGAAGACUCAAUAGAAAGGAACAAAUGAGCUAAAGUGAAUGGGAUUUGGGUUGAAAGAUUCAACUAAUUUUCCAACCAUUUUAAGAUAGGUCUGUGCUGCAAACUACCAACCCAUCUACCAGCAAGAUUUUCAUGUCCACACAGUUACAGAACUGAGGACACGAUUACUCUGUAUAUAGAAGGAAACUUUAAUUAUAUGAUUUAAACUAUGUGAUAUGUGAAGUUUUGAAUGUGGGUGAUAUAUGAAUGCUAUUCAAAAUUUUCAUUUUUUUCUUGAAAUUGUCAUUAUAUCUUGCCAAUGUCCCCCCAAACAUGAGUAGACAAUGUUUUCAAUGAUUUAGACUCAAUGGAUUUCAUGUGUUGGUAAAAAAAAACUACUUAUUACUAGUUUCCAGUUUCAUACUUGGGAAAGAAGUAUUUACUAUUAAAUACUAUGCACAUUAAACCCAAGCACAAUGCCCUUCGUGGCUUACAAAGGAUAUGUAAACAUUAUUACAAGGUAUUUAUGAAAGUUUCGGACAAAAAAAGAGCCCUUGGCCUUGUAUAGUUCAAUAUGCUGUUUAUCUUAAAAUGUCCAGAUGAACUAAUAUAGGAAUAGCCUGUUUCAUAAAGUUUGAUGGUAAUUUAUUAAAUAUUCUCAACGAGUACAGAUAUCAAGAACUUGAGGGAUGUGCCCCGUUAAGUUUGGGAUCAUCUCAGAAAAGUUGUAAUUUUCAUUGUCGAAUCUCUGUUCAAGUUGGGCAGAAUAAAGAAUUGCUAUUAAAUGUAA